Messenger RNA from Temnothorax curvispinosus, 1886 nucleotides. Its product is annotated as threonylcarbamoyladenosine tRNA methylthiotransferase. The record is from RefSeq and is a predicted model, not a curated record. Gene Ontology annotation, cellular component: endoplasmic reticulum. Gene Ontology annotation, molecular function: 4 iron, 4 sulfur cluster binding; tRNA (N(6)-L-threonylcarbamoyladenosine(37)-C(2))-methylthiotransferase activity. Lineage: Eukaryota; Metazoa; Arthropoda; Insecta; Hymenoptera; Formicidae. Gene Ontology annotation, biological process: tRNA methylthiolation. Bases 195 to 1811 code for a protein of 538 amino acids. The transcript has 3 exons.
AACCUAACCUAACGUAAUCUAAUUUUAUUCUUGAAAUCGUUACCUUUUACACUUGAAGUAGGAAUAAACAAUAACUGAACAAUGUAAUAACCUAAGAUUUUUAUUAUUUGUUAUAAUUUUCCAGAAGUCCAGAAGUUCCAGAAGAUAAUUGCGGCAAACAACUUCUUUAGAGAUCAUUUUUACAUUCGGCGAACAUGCCUGCUCCAUGCGAGGAUAUUAUCGAGGACAUCGAGGAUUUAAUCGCGUCGCAGGACAUAACGCCUAAGGAGAGGUAUAGCUCGCGGAAACAUAUCACGAUACGGCCGAAGCGACAGAAGCAGCUGCAGGAAGAAGUGUCGCCGCAGCCGUCUAUCCUGUCUAGUGUAAUACCCGGCACGCAGACGAUCUACGUGAAGACGUGGGGAUGCACGCACAACAGUUCGGACACCGAAUACAUGGCCGGUCAAUUGGCGACGUACGGGUACAAUUUGACCGAGGAUAAACUGAAGGCAGAUUUGUGGCUUUUGAAUUCUUGCACUGUCAAGAGUCCCGCGGAAGAUCAAUUCAGGAAUGAAAUCGAGCAUGGGAAGAAGAUCGGCAAGCAUGUCGUAGUCGCUGGAUGUGUGCCGCAAGGUGCUCCAAAAUCUUCUUUCCUUCAAGGACUGAGUGUGAUUGGAGUGCAGCAAAUUGAUCGAGUGGUAGAAGUCGUGGAAGAAACCUUGAAAGGAAAUACAGUUAGGUUCUUACGGCAGAAGAAGGAUUCUGGUAAGAAGACAGGCGGUGCUUCGCUGAGUCUUCCAAAGGUGCGCCGGAAUCCGCUCAUCGAGAUUAUAGCCAUUAACACGGGCUGCUUGAAUCAGUGCACUUACUGCAAGACGAAGCAUGCGCGAGGUGAGCUGGGUAGUUAUCCACCGGAGCAGAUAGUCGAGCGGGCCAAGCAGGCUUUCGAGGAGGGUGUGUGCGAGCUGUGGCUCACAUCCGAGGAUACAGGCGCUUACGGCAGAGACAUUGGUACCAGCCUGCCGGAACUGCUGUGGCAAUUGGUGGACGUGAUCCCCGACGGUUGCAUGAUGCGCGUCGGUAUGACCAAUCCACCGUACAUCCUGGAGCAUUUGGACGAAAUGGCCAAGAUCCUGCAGCAUCCCAAAGUCUAUAGCUUUCUACAUAUUCCAGUGCAGUCCGGCAGUGACCAGGUGCUCGUUGACAUGAAGCGAGAAUACACGCGCGCCGAAUUCGAGCACGUGGUGAACUUUCUGAGUAAGCGAGUGCCCGGUCUGACUAUCGCCACGGAUAUCAUAUGCGGAUUUCCUACGGAAACGGAAGCGGAUUUCGAGGAGACGAUGACGCUCUGUCAGAAGUACAAGUUUCCAAGUCUCUUCAUCAAUCAGUUCUUUUCCCGACCCGGCACGCCUGCCGCCAGGAUGCCGAAGGUACCCGCGCAGAAAGUAAAGACGAGAACCAAAAGGCUGUCGGAAUUCUUCCAGUCGUACGAGCCAUACGGACCCAAAGUGGGACUGAUGCAGAAGGUGCUAGUGACGGAGGUAUCGCACGAUAAGCAGCAUUACGUUGGCCAUAACAAAUUCUACGAACAGGUGUUAAUUCCCAUGAAGCAGGAGUACAUGGGAAAAAUGGUCGACGUAAAGAUUACAGAAACGACGAAGUUCUCUAUGAAAGGAGAACCGGUCGGUAAAGGUGUGUCUCCGGCACUAAGAUCUCCUGUACAACGAGUAGUAUACGAAAUUUUCAGAGUACUAUACGCAAAAUAUGGAAUAGUGACGAUUAUGAUCUUCUUAGCUAUGAUAUUCAGAGAAUUAUGGAAAUUUCUGACUUAGAUAAAUAAUUUAUACAACAUUCUGCAAACUGAUUAUGUAAACACACUGCUAUAAAUUAUAAUUUUAUAUCUGCAA